CAGCGCGUGUAUAAAAUGAAUUAUAAACACUCGAGACGCUUCCAAUUAAAGUGGAGAAUUUAAUACGCGUUACGUAUUCGGGAUGGGACAUGGAACUAUAGAUAACCACUGAUCAUAUACAUUAUGUUUCUCCUCCGAAAAUAACAAAUGAAAUCAUAUUCCGCAUAUCAAUUGCCAUUACGUUUUAGUGUUAACCGGAAGCAUUAUCGCAGCAAAUGAGGUUUUACGAAAUUGUGGACUGUUUUGUCGCACUUGUAUCCCAUUUCUUUUGGCAUUUGUCCUAACUUAGCGACUGUCACUGUUUUUGAGUGAAUGUACAAAAAUGGCGUCUACUCACAAAUCUGACAAACACAGUACAUUGACUCUCAUGACGAUGCAGUUCGCGGCUGGUGGAUGCGCAGGGUUUGUGGAAGUGUCGAUCAUGCAUCCGCUUGACCUCAUCAAGACCAGGUUCCAGAUUCAGCGUGGGCCAGAUGACCCCCAGAGAUACACUUCUAUGGCUGACUGUGUCAAGAAGAUGUACAGGAGUGAAGGGCCUCUGUCCUUCUACAAGGGGAUCCUGCCACCUUUAAUGGCAGAAACACCAAAAAGAGCUGUUAAAUUCUUCACAUUUGAACGCUACAAGAACAUGUUUUCAUAUGGUAACUACCUCAUCGAGCCUGUGGUGUUGACACUGUCAGGACUAUGUUCAGGACUAACAGAGGCAGUGGUCAUCAAUCCCUUUGAAGUUGUCAAAGUGAAGCUUCAAUCAGAAAGGAACUCAUAUGCCAUGCAACGCAGUUCAUUUGCAACAGCUCGUGAGAUUGUGUCCAAGGAUGGCCUUGGUCUGAAAGGUUUAAACAAAGGCUUAUCUGCAACUCUUGGGAGGCAUGGUGUCUUCAACAUGAUCUACUUCAGUUUCUACCAUAACAUGAAGGGUGUUGUCCCAGAGAUGAAAGAUUCAAAGCAUGAUUUGGCUCGACGUUUUGUGAUUGGAUUGUGUGCUGGCAUCCUAGCUUCCUGUGUCAACAUUCCAUAUGAUGUAGCCAAAAGUCGUAUACAGGGUCCUCAACCUGUCCCUGGGCAGAUUAAGUAUCGGACGUGUAAUGCAACAAUCAGAACUGUGUACAGAGAAGAAGGCUUCUUUGCUCUGUAUAAAGGGCUGCUUCCAAAGGUGAUGAGACUCGGACCAGGUGGUGCAAUCAUGCUGUUGGUAUACGAGGCUGCUUUUGAAUGGAUGCAGAAGAAUCUGUGAGAAAACCUGAUUACAUGUACAAGAUUGACUGCCAAAUCCAGUAGUGAAAAUUAUUGUGAGACAACAUACAGUGGAACUGGGAAAAGAUUAUGUUACUGAUUAUCAGUCAUCUAUUCAUGUAGUUUUCGUCAUGUUUUGUCUCCAGUGCCCAAUGGAGUCUGUUUCGAUGGAUAGCUAAGAGUGAUUAUUCUCUGGCAUUUUGACAUUUUGAAUUUCUGUAGAGAAACUUAUUUUCAUUUACCAUUGACAGACUUUACAUGCAAGAUGGCAGACUGUGAAAAUGUGAAAUUCAGUGAUCCCAAGAUAAAAGUAUGACGGUAAACAACACAUGUUCAGCCCACCAGGACUUAAGGUCCAAGUGAGCUUAUAGUAUGUUGUCUGUCGGUCGUCUAUCCAGUGUGUCUGCAUCUGUCAUCCAUUGUCUGUUAACUUCUUCUCUUCUAGGAUUCAGCUGAACAGAUAAUAACUGGAUAGCAAUUAUCGUGUUGUUUAAAUCAAAGGUUUUGAGUUUUUAUUAAAGAAAUCAAGUUAAGUUAUAAAAAUCAAAUUGUAAAAAAUCUUUAAGAAUCGUCUUCUAAGAAACCAAAACGUCAAGCAAUAUGGAACAUUGAUAUGAUGUGUACCCGUAGGAACACAAUGGGAAUGAAAAUUGUUCAUGUUCAUGAAAAGUUACACCUUUAAGAAUCUUUAAGAAUCAAUUUCUCAGAAACCAGAUGGUCCUGGGAAUUGGUUUUUUAAAAUUGAAAAGAUAUUCUUUAAUUGUGUAAUGUGAAUCAGCUUCUUAAUAAGUAAAGGAGUCUAGUAGGUGAUUAGCAGGAUGUGCAGAACUACAAUGCGAUUCCAUUAUUAUCAUAGCAUUUUUAUUAAGAACUAAGCUAUUUUUCCUAAAAUUUAAUAUAGAUAUUUUUAUUAAAGAACAUCACACAAAGUUUGUGAAAGUCAAAAGGUCUUUGUUAUGAUGAGAUGUAUUAUUAGGCCGGUAGAAAUAGUGAAACACCUCGACAUUUUUUAUAACAGACAAAUUUUAUGUUAAGAUGAAUCAUAUACAUAUUCUGUCACACCAUACCCAACCCAACCAAAAUCAACCUCUGGCAAAUAUAUUUUUAACCAUUUUAUUCAUCGGGACAAAUAUGGUAGAAAAAGGGGAAAAUGGUUUCUUCAUGGAGGCUUUAAUCAGGAUGUCUUUAAACACAUAAUGGUGAUUAUUUGCCAUAUUUGGUGAACAAAUACAGAUUAUGAUGAUAGAAAAUUGAAUUGGGAUUAAUUAUUAAGAAAAUUAACAAUUAACGAGGUGAUGUGUGGCAAGGCCAUACUUGAGUUGUCUCCCUUUAAACAUACUUGCAUCAACUGUCAAAAUGUUGGUAUUCUUCAUUCCUACUUGAAUUUUUGCAGCAACUUAAUGAUUUAAGUAAAUAUUUAGAAGCAGCAAAAGGUCCAUUCCAAAUUAAGUCAAGGUGACAUAUCCAUUGUCAGGUAGACAUGCUCCCAUAAUCAUAAAAAUGUCUGGGUUUUUAUCAGCUUUUGACGAUCAAAAUGAACUUGUGUCCACCAUAGAGUAGUUGGCAACAACUUGAUAGCUCUUCAAACAGUUUCACAAUCUGUGCAUGUAUAUAUGCUGUUCACACUUCCUGUUGUAGCAGAUGGACCUGUUAAUCAAUUAUAGACUGUCAUCAACAAGAAUUCCGUUUUCACACGCACUUUCACAUUUGCAAUGGAUGCUACAUGGAAUUCUCAUUUUGAAGCAACUGCAAGAAGUACAUAGUCUUGUGGAGCUCUUGCAUAAACAUCUAAUCUCCUUCAGUAGGUCUGGUGGAGCAGGGUCUUUAUCAGUGAUCACUGGGAGUAAAUGUCCAUGAGUGUUUCUGAACCCAAACCUUUCCUUGUCAUGUAACGUUUCAAGAUGACGCCAUGUGUGGACCUGCAGAUGAACUCGCAGGGAAUGGAAGUAGCAAGCUCUUGAUGUUGGAGGCAUGCGUUCAACAGGAAUAUAUCUAGUAGAUAUGAUGUUCAGGUAUCCCAGGUCAUCUAAAGAUCUGCCAUACUUUCCACCAGUGUAUAGUCCAGAAACAUACCUCUCUCCUGCUUUCUUCACAUCAUCCAAUGGCACAUCAUCCUCACCAAACACUUUGACUGCUGUUUGAAGUUCAGGUGAUGAAGAAAGGUACUUCAUAUGCUUCACUUUACCAAAGCCAAAUACAGAAGAUGUCGUGUCACAUCCAGAAACAGCAUGCAAAAAGGGCAACAAUUGGCACUGAUGAUAACCAAUUGAACGCUGUGCUUCUUGUAUUGAUGUUGUUUGUGUUUUUGUCUUCAUAUAUACAUCAGAUUUGGGAUCGACAUGGUGCAUCAGCAAGACAAAAACAUCUGUAUCAUCUGAAACAACAUGUACUGUGUUGUAUGUGUCAGAUAACUUGACUGCCUCUCUAACAAUGACACUUAAGGUAUUCAGAUAAUAGAUUGAUGGUAUUCUGUUUGUUCUUCUUGUUGGCAAGAAAACUGCUUUGGUCAGAGGGUACAGGGGCUUCGGGGUUUACUACCACAUCAGCAUCUCUGUCCUUCAUUAGUCUGCGACAUAACUGUCAAACACAACCAGAAGAGGAAAUCCAUCUGUUGCUUUGUGUGCUAAUGUAUUGGUAUAAGCACGACACACAUCGUGAAGGGUGCCUGUUUUGGGCCAUUUCAUUUGUUGAAGCACAGCACAUCCGUCAACAACUGUAAUUCCAGGGACGAUGUCACUAGUAACGACAAUGUUCGGAUUCAACUUUAUGAUGUGUCAGGAAAGUUGCGACUUUUGGGAUUUUCGCAUAGUGCCAUCUUCAUGGAAGAGAGCUGGUGGAAGAGAGCUGGUGAAACAGCUGCAAGUUCAAAGCUGAAGAACACAGAUGGAGGUGGACGUCCUGAAACAUAGGCAAUCGUACAUCUCAGCAGAAAACAUAUGAAUUUUUUCACCGUCUUUUAAAUUCACUGCCUUUUUCACAGCAAAUGUAACAGCUUGGUUGCUUUUCUUUAACAUGACAUCUCCAAACUUCUUCUCGUUGAUGCUGUCUUGAAUGGAGUUACCAAUUCUGACCAGCUUGUCAACGUUGACUCGAUCAUCAGCAAUCAGACCUGUGGCAAUGUUUCUCAGCUGGGAAUUUUCUCCACCUUGAAAUGGGUUAUGGGUCCUGAGAUAGCCUAGGAUAAUCUGCAUAGUCUUGACUGAUUCGUCCUACAUUCAUUUCACGAUGCUGAUCUGACCAUGAGCUGUUGGUUGUUUUCGUCAAGGAUCUCAAAGAGUCAGUAUACUGAGCAGUGACAUGUGCUGACAACAGCCACUUUGUUCUUGCACCUUCCCUGUGAGUGAUAUUGAUAAGUCCAUCUUGGGUCUUUCCAGCCCUCAUCAGUGACUGUUCUAUGGUCAUAUCACUCCAUGUGCCACUCCAGAACAGGUUGCUGUUAUGACGGACUGUGAAGAGGCCAUUUUUAAGGGGACUUUCAAGGCAUGGACAUGAACUUUUGAAAUCCUGUAAAUACAGCCUGCAAUACUUGGCAUAGUUGUUAUGUACUGUAGCAGCAAACCAGGGUAGCAUAUCUUGUGAUGCUUUUAGAUGAAGCUGCCAGUUCCCUGUGCGCUCAGCUCUGAUGAACAUACAGACAACAGACACAAAGUCCAGAAAAUACAGCCACAAAUUUGCAGUCCUUGAUUCUUGUAGUUUCUGCUUUGCACUUUGUAAUCUUGUUGAUACUUCUGUCAUGAUGUUGUUGUUCAUCACAUGGGUGAUAGACUGAUUAUGUUCCAUAAGCUGUUUAUUCAAGAGUUCCAACUCUGUAAACAUCUGAUCAACAUCUGGACUUCUUGAAAUGAAAUUCUGCAGUGUUUCAUUCUGACUGACUGAACUAUCAUUGUUGUCUUCCAUUUCAGCUGAACUAUCGUCUUCAGCAAUAUCUCCUUCAGGCAACAAAAGAAGUAUGUGCAAAGCAGCACAGGUGAGAAGACAUGCUCUAAGUGUCUUUGUAUAAGCCUUUCCUUCCACCAUUUUGGGAAUGGAAUUUUGGGCAUAUACAGUAGCCCAAGCUUCAUCCAGUCCACAGCCUUCCAUAGCCUUACAACCUGCCCCUAGAAAAGACAUCAGCUGAUGAAAACCUCCAAGACGAAGUUGAACAUGUUGAAAUUCAACAGGAUUGUCAGCUUUAAUUUUAUAUGCCUUCGCAUAGAGUGCUUGGUCAAAGGUGAGCAUUGCACAUCAUUGUCUAGCUUUUUGUCUUUGCUUAUCAAUGAAAACCAGUAUGCUAUGUACAGCCUCAUUCGUUUGAGGGUUAAGAGGCAUCAUUGGAUGGUACACAAUUGAGGAGCCCAAACAUUCACCUUCUGUAAUUUCUGCCAUGAAGCCUUGCCAACUCGGUGAUACUUGGAAACAGGCAUUUGACAGCAUCCAUAAGGUGUCUAGCUUCAGAUACUCUUCCAAAGAACCAACUUCGACUGGUUCGAGUUUCUGGAACACUAUCUUGGACAUGAGAUUUUUGUUGGAUUGCCUUUACGGUUGUAUUAUAUGACCAAAGUCACCAGAAGAUGCAAUAUCAGCAGAUGUUUUCUUCUUACGCUGAACAGUAAUUGUUUGUUUGGAAGCUGGGAUUUGGCAAGCAAUAAUACCCAUGACAUGUGUUGAAUUGUGUCCAGUAACAGUGUCCUCAUUGUAGUCAAAGUUGUCAGCCACCCACUGCCAAAAAACACCUGUGCCUCGAUUACAGGUGGAAGAUCUUCAACAGACUCGCUUACUACAGCUGAUUUCUCAAAAUCCAUUACUUGAUCAUAAGACAGAGAAGCCAAGACUAGACAAAACAUUCAGCAGCACUCUGGAUCUUGUUGUUUGGUGGAUGAAAAGGCCAGUGGAGAGCAUCAAAGGUGAUAGAUAAGGGUUUGGAGCUGAAGCUUGCAUCAAUGCAUGACAAAGAGAAACAACUUCCAAGUCGUUGUUUUUCAAAGGCAGUUUCUGUGGUGGCUUUUCUCAUUAGACUUCUCACAAACACAAGGAGGACAUCAGGAACCUCAUUCUCAAGUUUGUCAAUGUCAGUGUCUUGAGGACAAGGAUAAAACAAGUCUGUCUUCUUGAGACCUUCUAAAUGCUUUCUGAUAUGACAUCCUAACAUUCUGGCUUGUUGCAAUGUGUCAUCUUUAUCACUGUCAUCUUCAUGAUAGGAGUUUUGCAGAAAAGUUGCUGCUUUGUCAACAAAAGUAACAACAUUUUCUCUUCCUUCAACUUCUGCUACCUUUGCACCAAAAUGUUCAAGAAGACGGCGCUGCAGAUGUUUAAUGCUGUAUGGUUCCACAUCUUUGGCAAGCCUGCUCUGCAAAUCCUGUAUAGUGAACUGACUGUUUUGUUGGAAGGAUAACCUCAUGCAUAAUGCUGAGAAAGCAGUAAUGUUGGCUGUGUCCUCAUUUUUGGUAUUGGUAUUGGUGUCACUUUUACCAUGUGCUGACAAGAACUUCUGCAUGCAUGGUCUAUGAUAUGUAGCCUCAACUGCACGAAUAUCACCUGCGAUUGCAAUCCUAGCCUUGAUUUCUACUGAUUCCUUAUCAAGUCUCUGGUUACAAACUUGUAACAGUGUAUUUUGUAAGAUGCUUGUUUUUCCAAUAUUGCUGACAUACUCAAUACUGCUCACAGCAGAGGACUGGCUUGGAUAACGACGUCCUUUAACAAAAUCAAUUUCUUUGGCACAUAUUAAACAAUGAGUUUCAAAGUUGAAAUUGGAGUUCAGAGUUCACAAAACCCUUGUGGCUGUUUGACAUGUGGCAGUGGACUGAGUUUUGAUGGCUUUGUUAAUGUUCUUGUUUGCUGUGUAUGUCUUUCGACAACUCUCAUGUACAAAAUACAUGUAGUCAUUAUUCACUGUAAUCUGAGUGUGAAUGUCAUUUUCACGUUUCAUUGAUACUGCAAUCAAAGACGAAAGUCCUUUUGAAGACAGUUUCACAUCAGCUCCAUCAACACCACACAGAACACAGCAGUGGUCAGCAGCACCUGGAAUUAAAACAAUACAAAUAAUAAUUUUUACAUUUACAAAAUAGUAUGCAAUUUAAAAAAAUAUACUCAUGUGUUAAAAUGUUGCAUAGUACCAGGAUUGCAUCUUGAAAAUGUGUUCAUAAUGUAUGUGCACCACCCAAAAUCACAUGGAAGAAAAUUAGUGAAACAUUUCAUUUUUGUCAAAAGUUCUAAAAAAAAUUAGGCAUAGCUUCCGCGUGCCGGGCUACCUGCCCGGUCUAGGGAACAAACAUUCAAUUUACUGAUUCCCCCCAACCCCAAGGCUAAUGGACAACUGUCCAUUGUGCAAUGCCUUUCCCUUACCCCAACACAUUAAACUUAUGUUUACAUGAAUAUUGGUAUAUAAUGGUACCUACCUUAUCGCACAGUUUCAUUCAAGGCAUUGAAAUUUGUUUAUGCAAUGAUAAAUGCAUUGUACAGAGAUUAGAAAUAGAAUUUUGGGGUUUUGUUUAUACUAAUGUUCUUGUGUUUACCCAUUUUAUAAAAUGAAUAUGAAGUGUUAUACAUCUAUUUUCUAUGAUAUCUGUGUAUUUGAACAAACAUAUAUUUAAUUAAGAGUAACAAAAAUGUACAUUAUUCCCCCCACAAAGCAUUUCAGUGUAGGGCCACCUGAAGUCAUCAUAUAUGUAACCAGUUGUUAAGGUAGUAGCAUACAAGGAAAAGCUGUCUGCUAGCAUACAAGUGUCCGAUGUAUGGGUUUACAGCCCCCCAAACAUAUUUAUUUAUAUUCUAAGUUAUGUGUCUAACUUCACUAGGGUAAAUAACAGAUGGAAAAAACAUAUCUAAGUUGUGUUACAAACACAGUUUAAAUUAAUUUCUCUUCAACAGAUGCAAAUACCAUACAAUGCUAUCAAGAAGAUCUGUCAAAACUGUGAUGGAAUCAACUCAAAGUAUAAAGCAAAUACUUCAAUUAUAAUACAGUAAAGUAAAAUUACUCUAUGCUAAGGACUCUGCAUAUAAAAUACUUACCAGAGCUCCUGUGUGUUGUUGAUGACAUGUUCUUGGAGUGAUGUGUUGACACAAAACCUCUAUGAGCUGGAGAGACCACCAGUGGGUGCCAUCUUGUUUUGGUUCCUACAGAUACUACUUUAUGGACAACUACUUUACAUGCAAAGAAAGUCAUUGAGCAAAUUUGACUGGAAAUCAAACUCAAAUUUAACAACUUUGCCAGAGGUUGAUUUUGUUUGGGGUUUUAUGGUAAUGACAUAUGAACAUGAGAAUACCUUUGGCCAAAAACCAUAGGAUCCAGGAUCCCAGUGAAGGUCAGGGUAUAAGGGCCCUUUAUAGCCCACAUGAUCUAUUUGUAUUGUAGUAUUCAUGUUUCAAGCAUGAUGUGUGUAAGAUGUACCAGCUAUUGUAGUAUUCAUGUUAUAAGCAUGUGUGUAAGAUGUACCAGCUAUUGUAGUAUUCAUGUUACAAGCAUGAUGUGUGUAAGAUGUACCAGCUAUUGUAGUAUUCAUGUUACAAGCAUGAUGUGUGUAAGAUGUACCAGCUAUUGUAGUAUUCAUGUUACAAGCAUGAUGUGUGUAAGAUGUACCAGCUAUUGUAGUAUUCACGUUACAAGCAUGAUGUGUGUAAGAUGUACCAGCUAUUGUAGUAUUCAUGUCACAAGCAUGAUGUCUGUAAGAUGUACCAGCUAUUGUAGUAUUCAUGUUACAAGCAUGAUGUGUGUAAGAUGUACCAGCUAUUGUAGUAUUCAUGUUACAAGCAUGAUGUGUGUAAGAUGUACCAGCUAUUGUAGUAUUCAUGUUACAAGCAUGAUGUGUGUAAGAUGUACCAGCUAUUGUAGUAUUCACGUUACAAGCAUGAUGUGUGUAAGAUGUACCAGCUAUUGUAGUAUUCAUGUUACA
Messenger RNA from Haliotis rufescens (red abalone), 9101 nucleotides. Its product is annotated as mitochondrial 2-oxodicarboxylate carrier-like. Gene Ontology annotation, biological process: transmembrane transport. The record is from RefSeq and is a predicted model, not a curated record. The transcript is spliced from 9 exons. Lineage: Eukaryota; Metazoa; Mollusca; Gastropoda; Lepetellida; Haliotidae. Bases 323 to 1234 code for a protein of 303 amino acids.